CAAUGUGGUUCAAGGUGGAUGGUUCUAUCUUCGUUGCUUGUUUUUAGGAAAAAAACAAAUCUGUUUUGUUGAUUCACCAAACGACCAACUUAUAACAUACCCAAAGAAGUCUCUAAGAACAUCGAAACUACAAGCUGAAAAAUGCUGCGACAAGCAGGGAGCCGGAUUUUUCAACGGCAACGACAACAGCAUGAUGUUGUGCUGUCACUCUUCUGGCGUUGUAUGAGUGAUGGCCCCAAGGUGAUGGCCAUUCGACGGGAAACCAUCAACGUCUGGGAGCGCAGGGCCCCACUGUCACCCUCACAAGCUGGCUCUCUUGUGAAAAAAGGCAUAAAAGUCCUCAUACAGCCAUCAAACAGACGGGCAUAUAAUAUGCAGGAAUAUGCGGAGAAGGGUGUGAUAAUCCAGGAAGACAUCAGCGAAGCGUCUCUGGUGAUCGGCGUGAAGCAGGUUCCAAUUGACAUCCUCAUACCCUACAAGACGUACGCCUUCUUCUCUCACACAAUCAAGGCUCAAGAAGCAAACAUGCCAUUGCUCGAUGCAAUCUUGGAAAAGAAUAUUCGACUGAUUGACUAUGAAAAGAUGGUGGACAGCGAAGGUCAAAGAGUCGUAGCGUUCGGGAAGUAUGCCGGAGUGUCGGGAAUGAUAAAUAUUCUACAUGGCAUGGGUCUGCGACUUCUCGCCCUGGGCCACCACACUCCAUUCAUGCACAUAGGACCAAGCCACAACUACAGAAACACUGAAAUGGCCAGACAGGCUGUAAGGGAAGCUGGCUAUGAGAUUGCUCUUGGGCGAAUGCCAAAAUCACUUGGACCUCUCACAUUUGUUUUCACUGGAUCAGGAAAUGUUUCACAGGGAGCACAAGAGGUCUUCCAAGAACUGCCACAUGAAUACAUAGAGCCAGAAUAUCUUCCAAAAGUGGCCAGACAGGGAUCAACCAGUAAAAUAUAUUCCUGUGUGGUCAGUCGAGAAGAUCAUUACAUCAACAAAGAUGGCAGCCCUUUCAAUGCAAACGAGUUUGAGGAACACCCUGAAAGAUACAGUUCUUCCUUCAGUCACAAGAUAGCUCCCUAUGCAUCAUGCAUCAUCAACGGGAUCUACUACGCCCCAAACUCCCCACGUCUGAUCUCCAUUCCCGACGCCAAGAUGCUGCUCCGUCCACAGGAAUCUCCUUGGAUCUCGUCCAGUCCUGGCUGCCCCCAGUUACCCCAUCGCCUCAUAUCAAUCUGUGAUAUCUCAGCGGAUCCCGGCGGCUCCAUCGAGUUCAUGAAGGAAUGUACGACCAUCGACUCCCCGUUCUGUCUGUAUGACGCCGAACAGAACAUGAACACUGAGAGUUUUGCUGGGAGCGGUGUGUUGAUUUGCUCAAUAGACAACAUGCCAGCACAAAUACCACGAGAAGCAACCGACUUCUUCGGAAGCCGUCUUCUUCCCUUUAUUCCAGCAAUGGUUGAAUCAUCUGCUUCCAAACCUUUUGAAGAGUAUAACUGUCACCACACAGUGAAAAAUGCUGUGAUCGCAUCAAACGGAAAGCUCACUCCAAACUUUGAAUACAUUAGUGAGUUGCGUAAGAAGUCAAAGUCUCGACACAAGGCCUCCAUGCAGCGUACGGACAUCGAGAAGAAGGCUCUGAUCCUGGGGGCAGGCUAUGUGUCGUCGCCCGCGGUCGAGUACCUCCUGCGCGACAAGAAGGUGCAGGUCACGGUGGCGUCACAGUUUGGGGAGGACCUCAACAACAUCAGUGCCAUCUGCCCCGAGGCAGAGUGUGUGCUCAUGGACAUCCACCGCAGUCACUCCGACCUAGACAGGCUGGUCUCCGAGAGUGAUGUCGUCGUCAGUCUCUUGCCAUACAACCUGCAUCCUACUGUUGCAGAACUGUGUAUUAAACACAAAAAGAACAUGGUGACGGCCAGUUAUGUGUCUCCUGAUAUGAAAGAGUUACACAAAAGUGCUGUUGAUGCUGGUGUGACCAUUCUCAAUGAAGUGGGGGUUGAUCCCGGCAUCGAUCACAUGAUGGCCAUGCAGUGCUUUGAUGAGGUCAAGCAAAAUGGAGGCAAGAUCACAUCGUAUGUUUCGUGGUGUGGAGGUUUGCCAGCUCCAGAGUUCUCAGAUUCACCACUACAUUACAAAUUCAGAUAUAAGAUCGACAGUUGGUUUCCUAAAGGAGUCUUACUGAACUGCUUGGCUGGAGCUAAAUACUUGGAAAACGGGGAGGUAAAGGAGAUAGCUCCGGGAUGUCUGCUGGAUAAUGUUCAGUCUCUCAACUUCAUGCCGGGCUUCAACCUGGAGGGUUUUCCCAACAGAGAUUCCACGCUGUAUGGCAAGGCUUAUGGGAUUGAGUCAGCCCACACUCUGUUGCGUGGAACACUCAGAUACAAGGGCUACAGCACUGCUAUUCAAAGCUUGAAAGACCUCAACCUUCUGAGUUCUGAGCCACACCCUGCACUUCAUCCUGGAGGGCCUGACAUCACGUGGAAAGGAUUCAUCAGUGAAUACUUUGGAAAGACAGAUGACAUCUUUGAAGAUUCCUUAAAAGAUCUCCUGUAUGAAAAGUUUAAAAAGAACGAACACAUGCUGAAGACUGUUGUUGGGCUUGGUCUUCUUGGAGAUGAAAUAAUAGAGAAAAAUGGAACACCAGUGGAUACUCUUUCAAAUUACCUGGCAAAACGACUGGCUUAUGGACCAAGGGAAAGGGAUCUGAUCCUGAUGCGCCAUGACAUUGGUAUUUCCUGGCCAGACGGAACAACUGAACAGCGUCAACUCAAUCUCGUUGUGUAUGGGGAUCAGGGUGGCCACUCGGCUAUGGCCAAGACGGUUGGACUUCCUACCGGAAUUGCCGCACGAAUGGUCCUGGAAGGAGAGAUUCAGACUAAAGGAAUUGUGAUUCCUCUCGCUUUUGAUGUGUACCAACCGAUCUUAUCUCGACUUGAACAGGAAGGAAUCGUCCCCACAGAAAAAAUCACCAUCUUGUGAAAGAAUUGUUUGUGAAAUAAUGUACAGAGCUCGGUGAUACAAAAUAUAUUAUUGUAGUCAUUAUUAUUAAUUGGAUAAAGAACAUGGUGUUUUUAAUAUACAGCCAUACAUUAAGGAUCAAAUUGGGUUCACUGUGCAUCAUUCAGAUACUUUGCUAUGGUCGAAGUAAGAAUCAGAGUGAAGAAUUGUGUUGUUAGGUAUUAGUUACCUUUAAUUUGUUAAUGGGUGUGAAAAGAUUGUGUCAGUUGUAUAUGUUUAAAUUGACAGAAGGAAUAAUUUCCUUACACUCUUAAUUUCUGAUCUUGAAAAACAUAAGUCGCAUCUCUCAUUUGUUGAGGAGAAUUGAAGUGAAAAGGGAGACGAAGAGGGCAGAUGUGAAAGUGAAUUCACGAAGGGAAAAAUAUUAUAUUUGUUUUAUCAUAUCACAGGUACAUGUAGCAUAUCCAGUAAGAUAACAGCUUGUGAUAUUUUUCAUAUCACAUAUUUUCAGAAUUUGAUAACUUUGCAAAUUAGAUGUAAAUUAGUCAUGUCAUGGAACUAGUUUCAUUAAUUAACAUGUAUACAAAAUACUUGUAAAUAAAUAAACAUUUUCUGUCAGCUAUGCAUGACAUAUCUGUCAAAACAGUUGUACCAUAAUAUCCUGUCAUGACUGGUCCUGUGUAUGACGGUUCCACCCCAGUAAAACAAAUUCCGUAAAAAUCGCAUGAUAAUGUUCUGACAAUGCCUUGACAUGGUUUAGUAUUUAAAAAAAUUUUAAUUUAUUUUUUUAUUUUAUGUCUGAAUUUGCUGUUAUUUGUUGUGGAAUAAUGUUAAAUAAAUUGUAAUUGUUAAUGAAAAAAAUUGUUUAUAUUUUUUAAAAAAUGUUUCAGUUAAAAACAAGAAAGAAGAAAUAAUGAAGUGUUUAACAGUUCAGUAUGUGACAUGAGGAUUGUUAUGCAAAAAUAAGAUUCUUAACUGAAUAUUAAUCUGUCAAAAAAAAACCCCAAAAAACACCUCAACCCCAAAACCCACAGAACCAAACAAAAAACAAAACAAAACAAACAAAACAAAACCCACAAGCAAAAGCCCCCAUUUAUCCUACCAUCAUUUUUUUUUAAAUUUUAUAAAAUGAAAUAGAUAAAUAAAAAAAAUUGCUAUGAACAUUUGUUGUGUUGUAAACUAUAAUUCAACUUCACCCAUAUCAACAGAAGGCUCAUGACAAGAAUGCUGUGAUAAAAAAAACAAUCACCAUAAUAUUAAGAAUGAAUAAGGUUAUAUUAAAAAUCUUACUCUUAAUGGGUAAAGGGUGGGAUACGGGAGUUCAUGUGAUUCUGCAUCAAAUGUUCAUACAUAAUUUGAAUAUUGAGUAAUAACUGAUUGGAAUUAUAGUCAGUUUAAGAUAAUAUACUCUUCAAAAAAAGUAGGAGAACUCUAAUAAGAAUUUACAAUUGCCAAAAUUGUAAGGUAUAUUAGCUGUGGGGAAUGGUUAUAUGAUAAUAGUGAAUUAAUUUG
Molecule: messenger RNA, 4464 nt
Organism: Gigantopelta aegis
Lineage: Eukaryota; Metazoa; Mollusca; Gastropoda; Neomphalida; Peltospiridae
Product: alpha-aminoadipic semialdehyde synthase, mitochondrial-like
Exons: 23
Coding region: 142-2973 (943 amino acids)
Cellular component (GO): cytoplasm
Molecular function (GO): saccharopine dehydrogenase activity
Source: RefSeq, a predicted model, not a curated record